Alexandromys fortis (reed vole) is the source of this 3428-nucleotide messenger RNA. RefSeq names its product outer dense fiber of sperm tails 1 (gene Odf1). The transcript has 2 exons. The record is from RefSeq and is a predicted model, not a curated record. Gene Ontology annotation, cellular component: outer dense fiber. NCBI's taxonomy places the organism in Eukaryota, Metazoa, Chordata, Mammalia, Rodentia, Cricetidae. Bases 2646 to 3428 code for a protein of 260 amino acids.
CUCGACAUUGCUGUUUGACUCAUUCUGACUGACGCAGGCGGCCAAGCUCCCCUGCUCUGUGCUGGCUAAGUGUCUAUGACACUUCCUCAUCAGAAGGGGAUCCUCUAGGUCAAGGCUGUGGAACGCUGAGCCACUGGGGAGCCAGGCUGACAACAGGCAGCGACUUGGGCUGAGGGGCUAUGGCCUCUCUGGGGACCCUUAAGAGACUUUCAUGAGCUUCGUGACACCCCUACUUCUGGUUCUUUUGCCUCAGUAGCGAGUCUCUGCCCUGUCCCCACGUGUGAGCAGUUUAUGUCUCAUGUCCCCGGGUCUGUACCUCUGUCCGUCUUUCUUUCUCUGAGUUUCAGAUCGCUUUUCCUUGAGUCCCCUCCACAGCUCACUAGCUGCCACUAGCCUCUUGUUUACCACACUCUGCCCCCAGGUCGUUAUCUUAGUGGGGGACACCGUGAGCCUGGCAAGCUGGACUGGGGAAUCGCCACUGGGUCCUCCUUUACUCCAUUUUCAUUCUGCUCACCACACUUUGAUUAUUUCUUCAUUUGGCGGCUUGUUUUGUAAAUGCCAAGCACCUACGAUGUACCAGGCAUGGUGUAGGUAGCUCUUGGUGAGCAAAACCAGCCAACAUCCUGCUCAGUUUUGGAAAUUGACAAAUAAUGUCAUUGAGAAACAUGUCGGUGCUGGAAACAGCACUCAGCGAGCAGAGGGCUCGACCAGCAUCGCGAGGCCGCGGGUCAGUUCCUACCACCUCAUAAACAAGGUGUGGUGCUCUACACCUGAAUCUCAGUGCUCAAGAUGUGGAGUCAGGAGGUCAGAUACAGGUUAUCUCGGCUACGUAUGGAGUUGAAGGCUAACCUGAGCUACACUAGUACUUGUCAAGGAAGGAAGGAAGAGAGAGGAGAGAGAGAGAGAGAGAGAGAGAGAGAGAGAGAGAGAGAGAGAGACAGAGACAGAGACAGAGACAGAGACAGUUGUUUGGUGAUGGGACAAAGAAGACUUCCCAAGGAUAGGCAUGCGAGAGAGAGCAGUAAUGAGCUAGACAAGAUCAGAGACUUUGGCUUCUAAGCAGGCAGAACAACUGUGUUUAAGUCCAAAUGAGAUGGAAAGAGUGAGGUAUGGCCUUCCCAGAGCGAGCCAGUGAGUUUUAAGACAAAGUAGGGACAUUGAGGGGUGACAGAUUUAUAUGCAAAAUCUGUCUCACUGCAGUGUGGAAACAUCAGAUUGGGUGGGGCUUGAGGAGCGUGAGACGAGAAUGCGCCCAGUGACGUCCUUUAAAAUUAGAUCGAUUCAUUUUAUUUUACGUGUGUUUUGCCUGCAUGUAUUUGUGCACAUGGUCCUGCCUGGUGCCUGUGGAGGUCGGAAGAGGGAAUCAGAGCCUAUGAAACUGGAGUUCCAGUCAUUCUGAAUCACCGUGUGUGUUGGGUACCGAACUCCGGUCCUCCGCAAGAGCACAAACACUCCUAACCACUGAUCCAUUUCCCAAGUUCCAGUUCCUUCUCUCCUCAAGCCAUGACCACCAGCCCAGACUUGCCUCGUCUCUUCCCUGGGUCUGAUUUACUUUUGACAUCUGUCAAUAGGAGAAGAUGGAUAACCAACGAUCCUUUACUGAACUCAAAAUGAGAAUUCAACCCCGUGCUGUGGCCUUCAGACCUAGUUAGUUCCCUCUCUGGUGUCCCGUGUGUCCACAGCUGUCCUCGUGUGCCUUCCCUAGGUCUUAGUCUAGGAAAGGGGAAGUGGGGGACAGAAAUAGAUUAGUCCAAGUCAACUCUGAGGCCGAGGCCGCGGGCUAGGGAGUUGAUCCACAUUAGAGCGUGGCCAGGCUGAAGCAAGGGUUUCAGGCUAAGGGAAGAGGACCAGAGCCUAUGCUUGGGAGGCACUCAGGGGCCAGACAAGACCACAGGUAUCCAUGCCGGGGGGUGGUUACUGAAGACAGGACCCAGAGCAGUAGGUGGGAGCAUAUGAGCCCCAGACUAGCGGAGAACUGAUGUUUCUAGUUAGCUAGAACCCUCGCUGGUAAAGGAUGGGCAGCUGUCUAUGAUGUCUGAGGCCCUGGGUUUGAUCCCUGGCACCAGGAAAAUAAUAAUAAUCACAGGUGGGACUCGGAGAUUUGGGCCUGAGAGAGCCAAUGACAAAGGCAGACUUGGGGCUGACUUGGUGGGAAGAAUGGGCCGACAGCCAAGUUCCUCACACUCUACCUGUCUGAAGCCCAAAUAAACCUUAUAGCCAGCCUCAGGGCUAGAACUAGAAGGCUCAGAGACCAGAACCAGGCAACCCUGGCCCUUUCCACACCAAGGUCAAAACCACAGUCACACCCAUAACACAGUCAAGGCCACUGAAGGCUAGCCCAAAGAGCUGUGACUGCUGGGGAACCCCACAAACACUAAGGUAAGUGAACCUCAGCGUGAGUAUGGUCCUGGGAGUAGCCCUGAGGAGGGUCUCUGGGGACCAUAACUGUUUGUGGUUGGCAUGGUAACCAGGAGACUAUGACAUCCUUAAGGGUGGGCGGGGUCACAGAACACAAGCUUUAAAGUAAGUGAAUCAUAUGUGGCUCAUUUAAUUUUAAAGGAGGCCUCUGAGCAGAGCUUAGAACAAUUUUUUCCUCUGAGUGCCGUUUCCCAAAGGUACUCACAGAACAAUAAGGUGUGACCAUAAUGGCUGCACUGAGUUGUCUUUUGGACAGUGUUAGAAGGGACAUAAAGAAGGUGGACAGAGAAUUAAGGCAACUGAGAUGUAUCGACGAGCUCAGCUCCCGCUGCCUGUGCGACCUCUACAUGCACCCGUACUGCUGCUGUGACCUGCACCCCUACCCCUACUGCCUCUGCUACUCCAAGCGAUCCCGCGCCUGCGGCCUGUGCGACCUCUACUACCCGUGCUGCCUGUGCGACUACAAGCUCUACUGCCUUCGCCCAUCGCUCCGCAGCCUAGAGAGGAAAGCAAUCUGCGCCGCUGAGGAUGGGAAAAGAGAGCUGGUCAAACUCAGAAGGACCACCAACAGAAUCCUGGCCUCAUCUUGCUGCAGCAGCAAAAUCUUGGGAUCGGUUAACGUGUGUGGCUUUGAGCCCGACCAAGUCAAAGUGCGCGUCAAAGAUGGGAAGGUCUGUGUGUCAGCCGAGAGGGAGAACAGGUACGACUGCCUCGGAUCCAAAAAGUACAGUUACAUGAACAUCUGCAAAGAGUUCAGCUUGCCGCCAUGCGUGGACGAGAAAGACGUGACCUACUCCUACGGGCUCGGCAGCUGCGUCAAGAUCGAGUCUCCCUGCUACCCGUGCACAUCUCCCUGCAACCCCUGCAACCCCUGCAACCCCUGCAACCCCUGCAGCCCCUGCAGCCCCUGCGGCCCCUGCGGCCCCUGCGGCCCCUGCGGCCCCUGUGACCCUUGCAACCCCUGCUACCCUUGUGGAAGCCGAUUCUCCUGUAGGAAGAUGAUCUUGUAA